This is a messenger RNA of Arabidopsis arenosa, 1812 nucleotides long. Lineage: Eukaryota; Viridiplantae; Streptophyta; Magnoliopsida; Brassicales; Brassicaceae. The record is from the annotation of a GenBank genome assembly.
CGGCUUCAUCUCCCGACGUCUCUCUCGUUCCGAUUUUAUCUGGUUGGGUUAAAUAUUGAUGGGCACAUCAUCUGGUUCCAAUCAUCCUCACCAGAUGUUACCACCACGUCAACAACAAGGAAGUGGAGGUCUCGAAACAGCGCUUUCACUCGUAUCUUCGGAUCAGGAGCCACGUCGUGAGUCUCCAGCCGAGAGUGCGAGUUCUCAAGAAACAUGGCCACUUGGAGACUCUGUUGCAGGGAAGAAAACAGUGAGUCAAAAGACAGAGCCUGAUUCUAUGGAACAAAAUGUGAAUGUGAUGCACCAUGUGUCUAAUGCGGAUAAGGUAUCGGUACGGGAUAUAGCUAGGGAGAGAGUUGAGUUGGUUGCGGAGAGAAUGCAUCGAUUGCCAGAUGAGUUUCUUGAUGAGUUAAAGAACGGUCUUAAGUCUAUUCUUGAGGGGAAUGUAGCGCAGAGCGUGGAUGAGUUUAUGUUCUUGCAGAAGCUUGUUCAGAGUAGAUCUGAUUUGAGCUCUACAACACUUGUUAGAGCUCAUCGGGUGCAGCUUGAGAUACUUGUAGCGAUAAAUACCGGGAUUCAGGCGUUUUUGCACCCGAACAUCAGUCUGUCUCAGCCGUCUCUAAUUGAGAUUUUUGUAUACAAGAGAUGCAGAAACAUAGCCUGCCAAAACCAACUGCCGGCUGAUGAUUGCUACUGCGAAAUAUGCACUAACAGGAAAGGAUUUUGCAACCUUUGUAUGUGUACGAUCUGUAACAAGUUUGAUUUUUCUGUCAAUACUUGCCGCUGGAUCGGAUGCGACUUGUGUUCCCACUGGACUCAUACAGAUUGUGCUAUUCGGGAUGGACAGAUCACCACGGGAUCCUCUGCUAAGAAUACAUCAGGUCCAGGAGAAAUAGUGUUCAAGUGCCGGGCUUGUAAUCGCACGUCUGAGCUGCUGGGAUGGGUUAAAGAUGUGUUUCAGCACUGUGCACCAAACUGGGAUCGGGAAUCUUUGAUGAAGGAACUCGACUUUGUUAGUAGGAUUUUCCGCGGAAGCGAAGAUCAACGAGGUAGGAAACUGUUUUGGAAGUGUGAGGAGCUUAUCGACAAGAUUAAAGGAGGUUUGGCUGAAGCAACUGCUGCCAAAUUGAUAUUAAUGUUUUUCCAAGAGAUCGAAUUAGACUCCGUGAAGAGCUUUGAAAAUGGAGAAGGCGGACGUUUGAUGGCACCUCAGGAUGCAUGCAACCGAAUUGCCGAAGUUGUACACGAGACUCUAAGGAAAAUGGAAAUAGUGGCUGAGGAGAAGACGAGGAUGUUCAAGAAGGCACGCAUGGCUCUCGAGACUUGCGAUAGAGAGCUCGAAGACAAAGCCAAGGAAGUUUCAGAACUGAAAGCGGAGAGGCAGAAGAAGAAACUUCAGAUAGACGAGUUAGAGAGAAUCGUGAGGCUGAAGCAAGCAGAGGCAGAUAUGUUCCAGCUUAAAGCAAACGAAGCAAAGCGGGAGGCUGAUAGAUUGCAAAGGAUUGUACUAGCGAAAAUGGAUAAGUCUGAGGAGGAAUACGCAAGUAACUAUCUGAAACAGAGGCUGAGCGAGGCCGAGGCAGAGAAGCAGUAUCUGUUUGAAAAGAUUAAGCUGCAGGAAAAUUCGAGGGUUGCAUCACAGAGCAGUGGCGGUGGAGGUGACCCGUCACAGGUGAUGAUGUACUCAAAGAUCCGCGAUCUGCUUCAAGGAUACAAUCUCUCUCCCAAGGUAGAUCCUCAAUCAAACGAGCGUAAUCCUUUCAGAUCCAAUCCUUGAUGCUCGUUCCUCCCUUAUAAAUAUGUAGUUUUCAU